AUGGAGAGGACGAGUGAGCAGAAGCUGACAUCUGUGUCCAACUUGGUGACUGUAUUUGAGAACAGCAGGACCCCAGGAGCAGUGCCCAGAGCCCACAGCCUGGAACAUGUGCAUCACCGCCCUGGGUGCAGACCUCCCCUCCCCCCAGGUCUACAGGAGAAGGCCGACAUUGAGGAGGCCCUGGGGUCUGGGCCCAGGACCGUUAGCAGGAGGUACCUGAGCUCCCUGAAGAACAAGCUGUCCAGUGGGGCCUGGAGGAAAUCUUGCCAGCCUGGGACCUGCUCUGGGCCAGGGAUGCAGGAGCCUGAGGAGAAGAGGAUUGUCCAGGAGCUGCUGGAGACAGAACAGGCCUAUGUGGCACGCCUCCACCUGCUAGACCAGGUGUUCUUUCAGGAGCUGCUGAGUGAGGCCCGCAGCAGCAAGGCCUUCCCUGAGGACGUGGUCAGGCUCAUCUUCUCCAAUAUCUCCUCCAUCUACCAGUUUCAUGCGCAAUUCUUCCUCCCAGAGCUGCAGCGGCGCCUGGAUGACUGGACAGCCACCCCCUGUAUCGGCGAUGUGAUCCAGAAACUGGCGCCAUUCCUGAAGAUGUACAGUGAGUAUGUCAAGAACUUCGAGCGGGCUGCCGAGCUGCUGGCCACCUGGACUGACAAGUCCCCACCCUUCCAGGAGGUUAUCACUCGCAUCCAGAGCAGCGAUGCUUCGGGCAGCCUGACCCUGCAGCACCACAUGCUGGAACCAGUGCAAAGAAUUCCACGCUAUGAGCUGCUGCUCAAGGAGUACAUCCAGAAGCUGCCAGCCCAGGCGCCAGACCGGGUGGAUGCCCAGAAAGCCCUCGACAUGAUCUUCUCGGCAGCUCAGCACUCCAACGCAGCCAUCUCUGAAAUGGAGCGGCUGCAGGAACUGUGGGAGGUGUACCAGCGCCUGGGCCUCGAGGACGACAUAGUGGACCCCUCCAACACCCUGCUCCGUGAGGGCCCAGUCCUCAAGAUCUCCUUCCGCCGCAGCGACCCCAUGGAGCGCUACCUUUUCUUGUUCAACAACAUGCUGCUGUACUGUGUGCCCCGGGUCAUCCAGGUGGGCGCCCACUUCCAGGUGAGGACCCGCAUCGACGUGGCCGGGAUGAAGGUGCGGGAGCUGACUGAUGCCGAGUUCCCCCACUCCUUCCUGGUGUCCGGGAAGCAACGCACCCUAGAGCUGCAAGCCCGGUCCCGGGAGGAAAUGAUUUCCUGGAUACAGGCCUGCCAAGCAGCCAUUGACCAAAUUGAGAAGCGGAAUGAGACAUUCAAGGCUGCAGUCCAGGGACCUGAGGGAGACACCCACGAGCAGAAGCUGCAGUCUGAGGAGUUAGGCCUCUGGGCGCCGCAGUGGGUCCGGGACAAGAUGGUGACCAUGUGCAUGCGCUGCCGGGAGCCCUUCAAUGCCCUGACACGCCGUCGCCACCACUGCCGAGCCUGUGGCUACGUGGUGUGUGCCAGGUGCUCUGACUACCGGGCUGAGCUGAAAUAUGACAACAACAGGCCCAACCGAGUCUGCUUUGACUGCUACACGUUCCUCACCGGAAACGUGCUCCCCGAGGACAAGGAGGACAAGAGGCGGGGCAUCCUGGAGAAAGGAUCCUCGGCAGGGUCCGACCAGAGCCUGAUGUGCAGCUUCCUACAGCUCGUUGGGGACAAGUGGGGCAAGAGUGGCCCCCGGGGCUGGUGUGUGAUCCCCCAGGACGACCCCCUCGUGCUCUAUGUCUACGCUGCCCCUCAGGACAUGCGGGCUCACACCUCCAUCCCCCUGCUGGGCUACCAAGUGACUGCUGUGACCCAGGGGGACACCCGGCUCUUCCAGCUGCAGCAGUCAGGCCAGGUCUACACCUUCAAGGCUGAGACCGAGGAGCUGAGCGGCCGCUGGGUGAAGGCCAUGGAGCGGGCAGCCAGCGGCUGGAGCCCUGGGGAGCCUAAUAACAGGGACCUGUCCAACUGA
Messenger RNA from Cynocephalus volans (Philippine flying lemur), 1971 nucleotides. RefSeq names its product FYVE, RhoGEF and PH domain containing 2 (gene FGD2). Gene Ontology annotation, cellular component: cytoplasm. The transcript is spliced from 16 exons. Bases 1 to 1971 code for a protein of 656 amino acids. Lineage: Eukaryota; Metazoa; Chordata; Mammalia; Dermoptera; Cynocephalidae. Gene Ontology annotation, biological process: filopodium assembly; cytoskeleton organization. Gene Ontology annotation, molecular function: metal ion binding; guanyl-nucleotide exchange factor activity. The record is from RefSeq and is a predicted model, not a curated record.